UUCAGACACUGGAAACAGUGUUGUCUCUCAGAACGCUUUACGUGGACAGUAUCUUGUGCUUUGUAUUCGAGUUGUGGAGCAGACCUUAUAGAACAAGUUCAUAUUUUCUUUGGAUGAUAUCAACAGAUAACAAAUAAUGGAAGCUGAAUUACCUGCCUGGAUUGAUGAACAAUUCCUUUAUUUGGUUCUUCGGGGAAGUGAUUUAAAAAACGGAACAAUAAACAUAAUGGAGUACUCAGUACAACCUGCUGUGGCUCCGGGAAAUAACUUCGCUAGCCAUCUAUACAGAGUCAAAGUACACUACAUCGACAAUAGUUUUGAGAAACACCACAUGUGUCUAAUCGUAAAAGUUCCAAGUACAAAAGGAUUUCUAGGUGAAUUCUUGGAAGUUAUGGAUCUUUUCGGGAAAGAACGAAAAAUCUAUGAUACAAUCCUGCCAAAUUUCAAAGAGACUUUACGAAAAGAGUUGGGCCCAAAAUCCUUGUAUUGUCCACUAAGAAAGGGCUUAGUAUUGCAGGACUUAAAAGAAGAAGGCUACAAAAUGUGCAAUAAGUGGACAAGGCUUGACUUUCACCACUGUGAGUUCGUUGUCAAGACAAUCGCCAAAUACCAUGCUGCUUCAGUAUUAUGCUACAACAUUGACGCAAAGCUUGUAGAUUCUGUUUGUGAAGAAGUUGUGUACCCAGAUGGAGGCCCUUAUGAAAAAGAGCUUAAGGUGUGGGUUGAAUCCGCCUUGGAAAAUAUCGCAAAGAAGCUGGACAUAAUUAAUGACUGCAAGUUGUACGCGGAUUUGAUAUCGGGUAAAAUAGACCAAAUGUGGGAUUCUGCAAAAAGUAUGUGCAAAAGAAAACUAACUGGUUUAAACGUUCUAAAUCAUGGAGAUUUGUGGGCCAAUAAUGUAUUAUUUAAGUAUAAAAGUUUUAAUGAAGUGGAAGACGUAAAAUUUAUAGACUUUCCCAUUGCAAGGUUCACAUCUCCUGUACUUGAUCUGAUGUAUUUCUUAUGGAUGAGUGGCAGUGAACGUGUCCUGAGGGACCAACAAGAGGAGCUGUACAACAUUUACUUACUGAAUUUGAACUACAACCUCCAAAGGUUAGGCUGUGUAGAGAGGAUGACCAGAGAAGAGUUGCUCCAAGAUCUCUGCUCACUUUCUGACUGGGCGCUUCUCUCAAUCUGUCUGUUCAUACCGAAAGUCAUGUCUGAGCCAGAAGAUUACAACAUGGACGUCGAGGUUGGAAAGACUAAGGAGUGCUUUCAAAAACUGCUGAAUGGCAAGAGCUUCACAGAACUGCUGCCUGUUCUAGUUAAGUUAUUCGUGGAUUGGACACAGAAACUUAAAAAGUUUGUUUGAAUUUAAUGUCUCCCUUUAAUUUAUUAAAUUUUUGACAACAAAGUGUGAAUAAUAGUACUUUUACUGUUAAAUUGUUAAGUUUUAAAUAAAUUAUGCAACCAUGGAGAAAAUUUUGGAGAAAA
Messenger RNA from Homalodisca vitripennis (glassy-winged sharpshooter), 1473 nucleotides. RefSeq lists its product as uncharacterized. The record is from RefSeq and is a predicted model, not a curated record. Lineage: Eukaryota; Metazoa; Arthropoda; Insecta; Hemiptera; Cicadellidae. The coding region runs from base 137 to 1351 and encodes 404 amino acids. The transcript has 2 exons.